Messenger RNA from Rhagoletis pomonella (apple maggot), 783 nucleotides. RefSeq lists its product as uncharacterized. The record is from RefSeq and is a predicted model, not a curated record. Bases 1 to 783 code for a protein of 260 amino acids. Lineage: Eukaryota; Metazoa; Arthropoda; Insecta; Diptera; Tephritidae. The transcript has a single exon.
AUGAAGCAUAACAAAUUGCGAAGACACCGCGUAAAAGAAUGCGUGAACCUUGUGGAGUUGAUAAGAAGAAAAAGAAAUCAAGCAUGCAGUUUUAGCUGUUCCAGUAGCUAUAGACGGAAUAUAAGGAGCAGAGGUAAUAUCGUAAGCGAUAACAAACGCUCCCUCGGCUUAAAAUAUAGCCAGAAUCAAAAUUACGCUUUUCAACAAAACCUUGAAGCAAGUGCAGUUUUUGAAAGGUCCUCGCCUUCGUUGAUUUCUUCUGAUCGCGCUUCGCAGAAGAACAUAGUUCGUAACUAUUGUAGAGAACACGACACAAAGAUUAACGCCCCUUUAAAUCAAAAUCUUUCCAAACCGGAAUCGCAAGACAUUAUGCUGCCAGGUAGAACUAUAAACCAUGAUUGCGAUGAAGAACCACGAUUGCGUGAUGACAAUGAAAAACCUUUUGUACCUUCCGAUGAAGUUCUAUCCGCAAAAACGGAUAUAAGCACACCACAACAAACGCUAAAUUCUUACGCUGUAUUUGAUUUACAACAGUCUAACGAAAAUGAAGAGUUCCAUUUAAUAAACGAUGGUUUGAUCACUGAAAAUACUUCUAUUCACAGUCAGUCCAAACUUCAAAAUAUAGAUAACACGUUUAUCGCUGAACAUGUGUCUAGUAGACAAAUAAUAACUGAUGAAGAAGCCGGUGGCGACGGUCAUCAUAAUAAUUCGAUCAUCGAAAUCGAAAUAACGCUACAUUCUAGCAAUGAUACCAACUCUGAAGAAGAGGUCGAAGUGGAUUAG